AUGAUUGUCCUCUCUCUUUUUCCUCUCUUUCUCCUUGUCGCGUUGUCCUCGCUCACCUACGCGACAUCGGACUACCAUGAGAGCCUCACCCUGCAGCCAUUGCCGCAGUCAUCUUUAUUAGCGUCCUUUAAUUUCCGGAGCAAUGCUUCUCAGGAGUCCUUUGACGAGCGGAAUUUUCGCCACUUUCCCCGUGCGCUAGGUCAGAUAUUGCAACAUGCUCACACCAAGGAGUUACACCUGCGAUUCACUACGGGAAGAUGGGAUGCUGAAAGCUGGGGAUCGCGCCCCUGGUAUGGGGUUAAAGAAGGAAACACGGGUGUGGAAUUAUGGGCAUGGAUUGAUGGGGCAGAUGAUCAAGAGUGCGUGCAAUCUAGUUCGGACCCCUGCUCCUUGGAUGCAUAUGCUGACGAAGAUAAAAGAGCGUUUGCGAAAUGGAUUACACUGACACAGUCUCUGUCUGGUUUAUUCUGCGCAUCGCUCAACUUCAUUGACUCAACUCGGACUACCCGACCAGUUGCGUCUUUCUCUCUCGCCGGAGACCAUCCGGCUUCGAGUAAUCUACAUCUUUUGCAUGGCACACUUCCGGGCGAAGUUGUCUGCACAGAGAACCUUACACCCUUUCUGAAACUCCUACCGUGCAAAGGCAAAGCCGGUGUUGCCAGUCUGCUUGAUGGACAUAAGUUGUUUGAUGCGUCUUGGCAGAGUAUGUCGGUUGAUGUACGUCCUGUCUGUUCUGGUCCCGAUGAUUGUCUUGUGCAAAUCGAACAAACUGUGGAUAUUGUGCUUGACCUUGACAGGUCGAAAAGGCCUCGAGACAAUCCAAUUCCCCGACCAGUCCCUAAUGAUCAGCUUGCCUGCGAUACAUCGAAGCCAUAUCACUCUGAUGAUACCUGUUAUCCUUUGGAGAAGACCUCCGAAGGCGGCUGGUCUCUAAGCGAAAUCUUUGGGCGCACUGUUAGCGGCGUUUGCCCGUUAGGCGAUAGCCAAAGCUCUGAGGAAACUAUCUGCUUGCGCGUACCCCAUGAGCGAGGGGUCGCUGUCUCUGAAGGUGCGGUCGAGACUCGUAAGCCGGAUGGCUUCACUCGGUGUUACACGCUCCAACCCUCCGGCGCAUUUGAUUUGGUCAUGCCGGAGCAGGAAGCCACAACCCAUGUUCCUCUAGAUGAGCCUGUCUUGCGUGCGGAACGGACGAUCGUUGGCCACGGCGUGGAACGGGGUGGCAUGCGUAUCAUCUUUGAUAAUCCCUCUGAUACGGACGCGGUUGAUUUCAUGUAUUUUGAGACCCUCCCGUGGUUCUUGCGUCCGUAUGUGCACACACUACAAGCGACGAUCACUGGGCGUGAUGGGAUCCGUCGACAAGUUCCCACCUCACAGCUCAUCAAGGAAACCUUCUACCGCCCAGCGAUUGACAGAGAACGCGGCACACAGCUAGAACUAGCUUUAUCCGUCCCGGCUGCCUCUACUGUGACACUUACAUAUGACUUCGAGAAGGCCAUUUUACGAUACACCGAGUACCCCCCGGACGCCAACCGUGGUUUCAACGUUGCCCCGGCGGUGAUUAAGCUCGGUGGACAUGAAAACCCGAUCUACAUGCGCACAACCAGCCUUCUUUUGCCGCUACCCACGCCGGAUUUUAGUAUGCCGUACAAUGUGAUUAUCCUUACCAGCACGGUUAUCGCUCUAGCGUUCGGAAGCAUCUUCAACCUCUUAGUCCGUCGCUUCGUCUCCGCCGAAGAGGCAGCCGCACUCACAUCACAGACAUUAAAGGGCCGCCUGGCAGGCAAGGUCGUAGCAAUACGGGAUCGGAUAAAAGGGAAGAGCGCAAAGGUUGAAUAG
Aspergillus oryzae RIB40 is the source of this 1836-nucleotide messenger RNA. It is a transcript of the gene gpi16, whose product is annotated as GPI-anchor transamidase subunit GPI16. The transcript is spliced from 2 exons. The coding region runs from base 1 to 1836 and encodes 611 amino acids. Gene Ontology annotation, cellular component: GPI-anchor transamidase complex. The record is from RefSeq and is a predicted model, not a curated record. Gene Ontology annotation, biological process: attachment of GPI anchor to protein. Lineage: Eukaryota; Fungi; Ascomycota; Eurotiomycetes; Eurotiales; Aspergillaceae.